This is a messenger RNA of Drosophila virilis, 759 nucleotides long. RefSeq lists its product as uncharacterized. Lineage: Eukaryota; Metazoa; Arthropoda; Insecta; Diptera; Drosophilidae. The record is from RefSeq and is a predicted model, not a curated record.
ACGCUGCUGGAGCGCUGCUAAAAAGCCAACCACGCGCUGCACAGUAUAACAUAAUUAAUCGAAUAGCAAAACUAUCAAAUCGACAAAAAUAAAUACAAUAAAUUGUAUAUAAAUAUAUAAAAAAAAAAAAAAGAGAACUAAUUUAGAGCUGGCAACAAAGUUGUAAGGUUCGGCGUGUCAAUAUGCAUUUGCCCCGAGGCGCAUUAAGUUUGCUGUUUAUCACUUGCAUGAUGUUUGCCCUGACAAGCGGCCAUCCAUCAAACGACAAGCUUAAAAUUCGCAUCCAUGUGCCGGUGAAGCAUCACACGCAUGUCCACACCAAGACAAUCAUAAAGAAAGUACCACUGCCCAUUCCGGUGCCGGUCAAGGAGCAUAAGGAGCCGAAGAAGCAUCAUCGCAGCAGUCACAGCCAUCAUUAUCAUGAGCAGGAUGAGCUCGAUGAUGACUUUGAGGGUUACGAGUAUCCUGUCAAGGCCAAGCGGCGCACGCGGCAUCCUUUUGUCUAAUAAUGCUGCACACCAAUGGGCGUCACGCAAUGUGGGCGUGUCCCCAAAAUGAGAACCAAACGCACACACACUUACACAAACUCACAUAUACGUAACUUUCGCAUAUUAAGCAAAUAAAAACCAAAAUAAUGAUCGAAUGAAUGGACAAGUCUCAGACAACAAAAAAAAAAAAAAAAAAACUGGGUGUGAUUUGUCACUGUGUUUAGACAAUAAGCGAAACCUUUUCUGUGCAAUAAACAAAUAAACAAAAGUA